AUGAACGAUAACGACACAAAAAAGUUCAGGGAUAUUAGCGACAGAAUUCAGGGGAAAUACGUACCCGUUGUUAAAUUUGGGGGAACGAAUAAAUAUAUCAACAGGAAUUACAAAAAUGACAAUGAUGACACAAGUAAUAUAAGUUUUACGGGGGAUGACUGUAACGCAGGCAAUAUCGAUAUAUAUUAUGAUAAUAAAUAUGGGAUAAAUAGAGUAUGUUUUUCACCACAAGGAAAGUACGUUGCAGGUUGUGGAUCGAACGGUAUUAUUUACGUGUACGAUUUAUAUGAAAAUAAACUCUUAACUAAAAUAUGCACGAAAAUUGAUAAUAUAAAAGAUCUUAUAAUAAGUGAUAAUGAUAAGUACAUAUACGCUUGUGGAGAUAAUAGGAUUAUAGAAAUAUUUGAUAUAUUUGAAAAUAAAAAGGUUUGUAAUGAUAAUAUUGCAAAAUAUGUUGACAUAUCAAUACCUAGAAUAAUUGAAAAUAUAAAUCGUAAACCGAAUGACAGGUUGGAUAGUAAUAAAUAUGAUAACAAUAAUAAUUAUUAUAAUAACAAUUAUAAUAGUACUAAUAACAGGGUGUUUGGACAUCUUAAUAAUUCUGCAAAAAAGAGUAUGAUAGACAAUGUGUAUGCACCUUGUCAUAAAACGAAAUAUAAGGAUUUAACAUAUAACAAAGUAAUAUAUGUUCCUAUAUAUAAUUAUAAUGAUUUAAUAAAAUGUAAUAUAAAUAUGAUAGACUUAAAUCGAAUUAAAUUAAAUAAAAUAAAUGAAAUCAUAAAUAAGUCCAUAUUUAUAAUUAAAGAUUCACAUGAAUAUAGAACGUCUUGUUUGGCAGUACCGAAUAUAAGCACUUUUUUAAUUUACUCCGGAGGAGGAGACGGGUUAUUAAAAAUAUGGGAUAUAAGAAUGAAUUUAUUUACCUUAAAUAAAAACAAUUUUAAUAGAUCUAUGUCAGAUAUUAUAUUUUUAGAUAAUAAAAACCCCUAUGCUUCUAUAUGUUCCCAUGAAGAUAUAUUGACAAGCAUUAAUUUCAAUAAUACAAUUGACUAUGAGGAAAAUGCAUAUAAAUUAAGGAAAGAAGAUAAAUACGAUGAGAUGAAAAAAAAAUUAAGAAAAAAUAAUAUUGCAUCUUUGAAGAACGAUUUAAAAAAAGGUGAAAAAAAAGUAAAUGACGACACAAGUGAAAGUUCAGUGACUGAUGCUAGUAGCAGUAGUUCAUCUUUUGGUUCCAUGUGUUCAUCGAUAUCUUAUUCUUCCUUUACUUUUAAUUUGUCAAAAACUAAAUUCAAUAAUAUUCUAAUGACAAGUGGAUAUGACGGUUAUAUUCGUAUAUAUGAUAUAAAUAAUAAUAUUAUAAAAUCGUUUUAUGAUGAAGAAAAAAGUAUCACACAUUGUAUGUUUAGUAACAACAACAAAUAUAUUAUAAGUACAAAUAAAUCGAAAUAUUGCAAAAUUUUUGAUUUUAUAUAUAUGAAUAAUAAAAAGAAUACGAAAAAUAUGUUAACUUAUUUGACGAACUACAAAUCGUAUUACUUAAAUAGUACAAAAAAAAAUAAUGAAACAUCGAAAGAAGAGGUCCACAAUAGUAGUGAAAAUAGCAAUAGUAGUGGUAAUAAUAAUAAUAUGAAUGGUUAUAAUGAUAGUAGUAAUGGUAAUAAUAGUAGUAGUAAUUGUAAUAAUAGUGGUAGUAAUGGAAAUAACAAUAGGGGAGCAGUGUAUGAAGAUAAUUUUAUUAUGCAGAUGUACAAUGAUAAUUAUUUGCAACCAUGCCAUAUUAAAAAUUUAUAUGAAGAUGAAGACUUAGAGGAAAGAAUAAAAGAACUAAACGAGUUAAAUAAAAAAAUAGCAAAUGAUAAAAAGAAAGUUGUGAACAGCAGUAGUGGUGGUAUAAACGAAAAAAACUCUGAGUCGGAUUGUUCCUAUUCUAGCAGUGAUUCAAGUAAUUUUGAUGAAAAUGUUAUGAGAGCAAAUAUUUUUUAUGAACAUGUCAAUAAAAAGUUAGAACCUACAUGGUCCCUCUUCGUAGAUAAUAUGAAAUAUAUGAGCCUUAUACCAUAUGAAGUAAUGAGUGAAAGUUUAAAAAAAAAUUAUGAUUAUAUUAAAGCGCAUUAUAACAAUUUGCAUAGUCAAAGUUAUGAUAACUGUAAUAAUGAAAAUUCGGAAAAACAAAAGGAACAAUUAAAAAUAGAUGAAAAGAAACAUAAGUUUUACUACGAAUUAUCAGAUAUUAUACAUAAUGAAGCAGAUAUCCCAAAAUUUUAUUCCUGUGUAGCAGGUGAUAAAUGUAUUAUACCUUCAAUUGAUACCUAUGCACAUGUAUAUGAUAUAUAUACCGGUUUUCAUGUUAAUACCAUAAAUAAUCUUUAUUUACCAAAUUAUAAUAUUGAUCAUUCUUAUUUGUAUUCAUGCAACAUAAAUAUGGAAAUUCCAAAAAAAAAAUUUAUAUCCUUUUUAACAAGUGUUGAUACAUAUCCAAAGAACCAAAAUAUUAUUGCGACUUCAAAUGGUUAUCCGGAUGGUUCUAUUGUCAUAUGGGUGUUUGCUCCCUUUUAA
Plasmodium malariae is the source of this 2556-nucleotide messenger RNA. It is a transcript of the gene WLP1, whose product is annotated as WD40-repeat protein-like protein, putative. The record is from RefSeq and is a predicted model, not a curated record. The transcript is spliced from 2 exons. Lineage: Eukaryota; Apicomplexa; Aconoidasida; Haemosporida; Plasmodiidae. The coding region runs from base 1 to 2556 and encodes 851 amino acids. Gene Ontology annotation, cellular component: Cdc73/Paf1 complex. Gene Ontology annotation, molecular function: protein binding.